AUGGACAAUAAUGAAAACUUCCCGUGUUUAAAGAAAUGUCUAGGAGGGAAGUUCCUUUGUCAAAAUUAUUUCAUGCAAGAAAGAGUUGUUUUAGACUUUGAUUUAACACAACAACAAAAAGAAAUUCUUGCAGAUCAUAAUAUAUGGAGCUAUAACACAUUAUCUGACGAAGAAAAAUCAUAUAUUACUGAGAAAUUAUCUCUUGGUAAUUUUGUUAAACUACCAAAACAAUUUUUAGUUCCUUCAGACGAUUUACUAACAUAUACAUGCGGAUAUGAUGCCAUUGAUAGACUAUUUUCUCCUUUAAUCAGCGGUGUUGUUACUGAAAUUUGCGGAAUUCCGGGAAGUGGAAGAACAUCAUUAUGCUUACGAUACGCAGAUUCUAUAUCGAAUACACACUCUACACUUUGGAUUGAUACAGAAGGCGGCUUAUGCGUUCCAAAGGAUCUCAAACUUCAUGUUCUGAGAGUUCUCGACCAUCCAAUGCUAUUUUCGCUUACAAGAACUAUUCCUAAAUUAGUUAAUGACAUAGGAAACGUAGGAUUAAUAGUAAUAGACUCAAUUGCAGCUCCAUUAAGAGGACAAGCCGUUGAAAUGCAAGGAGAUAGAACUUCAAUGUUAUGGGAGCUCGUUAAAGUACUAAAAUCCAUUGCAAUUUCCAAAGGAAUCGCAGUUUUAAUUACAAAUCACCUUUCUACUGUUCCAUUCCAUGGAAAUGUCCCUUCACUUGGCCACUCUUGGUCACAUGCGUGUACACAUCGUGUGGAGAUUAAGAAGUCAAAUAUUGGAAGAAUUUUGAGAAUAUUAAAAUCUCCUUGCCUUGUAACUAAUGAUAUAUCAUUUGAAAAUGACAAUGAUGUUGUUUGA
Molecule: messenger RNA, 867 nt
Organism: Trichomonas vaginalis G3
Lineage: Eukaryota; Parabasalia; Trichomonadida; Trichomonadidae
Product: strand invasion protein family
Exons: 1
Coding region: 1-867 (288 amino acids)
Biological process (GO): telomere maintenance; reciprocal meiotic recombination; DNA strand invasion
Cellular component (GO): replication fork; Rad51B-Rad51C-Rad51D-XRCC2 complex; centrosome
Molecular function (GO): single-stranded DNA binding; four-way junction DNA binding; ATP-dependent DNA damage sensor activity
Source: RefSeq, a predicted model, not a curated record